Messenger RNA from Pleuronectes platessa (European plaice), 3353 nucleotides. RefSeq names its product 2',3'-cyclic nucleotide 3' phosphodiesterase (gene cnp). Gene Ontology annotation, cellular component: cytoplasm; membrane. NCBI's taxonomy places the organism in Eukaryota, Metazoa, Chordata, Actinopteri, Pleuronectiformes, Pleuronectidae. The record is from RefSeq and is a predicted model, not a curated record. Gene Ontology annotation, biological process: cyclic nucleotide catabolic process. Gene Ontology annotation, molecular function: 2',3'-cyclic-nucleotide 3'-phosphodiesterase activity. Bases 188 to 2449 code for a protein of 753 amino acids. The transcript has 4 exons.
CGCGUUCCCGGGAUUUUUUUUUCCCUUUUCUUUUUUCUUGUGUCUCGUCCUCUUGAAGAGCGGAGCGCGUGCGUGUGUGCGCUCAGGACUUGCCUUGUCAUUGCACCCGGAGAGAGACGCGUGGUCAGCGGCGCCACAGACACCCACAGCUCCGGUACAUGGUGUAGAAAAGGAAACUGAGCUAGACAUGGAUACUGAAAGGAGCUGUGAGGUUUUGGAUGCAUCUCCACAGCAAGAGGAGGUUGUAAUGGAAAAAGAGGCUGUGUCAAAACUAGAGGCACCAGAAGAAUCCACAGAGCCUGAGAAGCCGCCAGCUGCUGCGGAAGAGACCGAGCAGCUGGCAGUAAAUGGUCACGGUACAGAAGUCCUAAACCUAAAACAAACAGAGGAGCUGAUUGUGACAGAACCUGUGACGCUGUCCGAGCAGAAGGCAAAUGGUGACAGCUCACCCAAAGACGCAUCUGACCCGGAGUCAGUGCCCGUUGUAGAGGCUUCACCAGAACCAGACGAGUCAUCUGGAAAGAUCUCUAACCCAGUUGCAGCUUUAGACGCAGAACCAGAAAACGUAGAGCCUGAACAGGAGACUGUGCCAGAGAAUGACCCAGAGCUGGUGCCUGUGCAAGCAACUCUGGCAGAGAGUGUCCCUGUGCCAGAGCCAGCGGAAUUGACCAAAUCUGAACCAGAAGUUGAGCUAGAAGAGCAAACAUUACCUGAACCAGUCGCGCUGCCGGAGCCAGUAGAUGCACCACCAGCCGCUGAAGAACAGAACCUGCCGGAGCAAGUUGAGACCAAAGCAGAACUGAAGGCAAUGGAUGCAGAGGCACAAAUGGCCGAAGAGGGGAAAGCAGAAAACAAUGCUGUGGCUGAGCCUCUAAAUGAGGUGCAAGAAGAAAGACCAGUGGUCACAGAAAAGGCAGUGGAGAUGGUUUCAGUGACAGAAGUUGCCUCAGAAAAGCCAACAUUGAAGGAGGAAGAUUCAGCUGUAGUUGGAAAUGAAAAAUCAGCAGAGGACAAGAAGGAAGCUGAACCUGAAAAACCUGCAGAGGACAAGAAGGAAGCUGAACCUGAAAAACCUGCAGAGGACAAGAAGGAAGCUGAACCUGAAAAACCUGCAGAGGACAAGAAGGAAGCUGAACCUGAAAAAUCUGAGUCUUCUCCUCUGAAGGAAGUAGCAGUAGUAGCAGCAGCAGCAGCAGAAGUUGUUGCAUCUGAGCAGAAUAAAUCUGAGCUUGUAAAGGAAGAAGAUCCUGUCCCUGCAUCUGGCUCCCUGUCCUUUGCCCUCCUGGAACAAGAGCCAACCAAAGACGCCCUCCGCACCUCUCGCACCUUAAUCGUCCUCCGGGGACUGCCAGGGAGUGGGAAAAGCUUCUUGGCACGUGCCAUAGCUGAUGCCUACAAAGGCCACUGCUCUGUCAUCUGUGCUGACGACCACGGUGUAAAGCCAGAGAAUACAGAAUCCUAUGCAGAGGGAUACAAGGCUCUGGACGAGGCUGUGGUGAGCUGUUGCAGUGCAGGAACAAGUUCCUCUGUGCUCAUAGUGGUGGACGACACCAACCACAGCCAGGACCGGCUGGCCCGCAUGGGGGAGAUUGCCGAGGAACAUCAUCUUGUGGCCAUCUUCUUGGAACCGCAAACAGCAUGGAGCUGCGAUCUAGCACAGCUGACGACGAAGAGCAGCCGAGGACUGGAGGAGGCCCAGUUGGAUGCCAUGAAGGGUCCACUGGAGGAGAUGUCCAUCCCUCUUUUCUUUGGCUUCUUCCUUCUCUCGUCCCUCCAGGACAAGAUUCGAUGCACAUCCAUGGAUUUCCUUAAAACACUGGACACCUUGGAGCCCUUCAAGACGCACAUGACAGACUUCACUGGUAAACCUGAUAAAGAGGUGGAUCUGGAGCAGUACUUUAAAGCCACGGGAACCCUCCACUGCACUACCAAGUACUGCAACUAUGGGAAAGCUGAGGGCGCCAAAGAGUAUGCCCAGAAGCAAGCUGUUAAAGAUUUGUAUGGUUCCACCUUCGAGCUGGCACUGGGCGCUCUCUUUGUCACUCCUCGCACCGUCGGGGCUAGAGUGUCCCUCACCGAGGAGCAGCUCCUGCUGUGGCCGGAUGAUGCCGAAAAGGAGGCAGAGUCUUCUGUCCCCGCAGCUGCCUCCCUGCCCCUGGGAAGCCGCGCCCAUAUCACUCUAGGGUGCGCCGAGGGCGUUGAGCCGGUUCAAACGGGCCUGGAUCUGCUAGACAUCCUGGCCCUACAGCAGGAGGGCCAGAAGGCGGAGCUGGUCGUGGAGAUGGAGCUGGGCUCGCUGACCUAUUACGGUGAGGGAAGGUGGCUGCUUCUCCUCAGGGAGCCCAUCUGUGCCCUGGCCUGCUUCUCCAGCUACUACAAGCGCAAGGAGCUGGAGUCGCCCAAAAAAGAAGCAGAGAAGAAAAAGAAGCAGAAGUGCACUAUACUGUAAAUGGCAAAACACAAGCAUGUGUGGCUGGGAUGACUGGUGAAUUAAAACGUAGGCGUUCUCUGUGCGAGCUUUGUGUGUUUGUGCAGGGUAUAGGGAUUCAGUAAUAGCCACCCUAAAAUCCACGAGCUGUGUGCCUUUACUGUUGAUUUGCACCACAACCCGAGAUGCCUUCAGUUUGGUUUGGCUUGUUGUCAAUGAUCAGUGUCUUGUCUCACACAUCAAAGUUGCAGGACCUGUCGAUUUUGCUGAGAUGUCAUUUGCUGCAGUUUUAGCUAGUAUAGCGUCCUCACUCAGACCCACAGUAACCUGAAACUCUAGAUUUCCUCUUCUAUACAUGUUGGUGUUUCUCAGUAUUCAGAUGUAAAAGUUAAUUAGGCACUUUGCAUGCAUCCCGGUAACCGUAGCAACAUAUUAACACAUUUCCGAAAAGAAGUAGCUCUGCCUCUCCAACAGAAUUGUCUGGUGUUUCCUUUGGCUUGGUUGACAGUUUUCAAAAAAGCAGUUUAUAAUUUAAUGCAAGUGUGCAUGUGUGCGCAGCCUAGGAAGUAAUUGUUAUGCAUUAGAUUGAAUGUAACUUAUAGAGGAUCUUCCAUGUAAAAUCUUUGCACUGUCUAUAGUUUAAAAGGGAGUAUGUAGAUAGGUUUGGCAUCUGUCUCUGCAGCUUGUUCUUAGCACUUAUCAAACGCUGUGAAAUCAAAUCCAUGUUUUGCAAUCUUUUCUACUGCGCAAGACUGUGCCAUUGAUCCCGUUUAUCCUCUUUGAACUGCAUCAUGUAUUGCAUUCAACCUGUGUCCCCCUGUGAAGGUAAUUUUUGAAGGGCAACGCCUACUCUGUAGCUCUUAUGAAUCACUAUUUUUGCACUUGUUUUGUAAACUUAAUAAAAAAAGAACUUGCUUUGCUCCGA